Messenger RNA from Prorocentrum cordatum, 804 nucleotides. NCBI's taxonomy places the organism in Eukaryota, Dinophyceae, Prorocentrales, Prorocentraceae. The record is from the annotation of a GenBank genome assembly.
GCGCUGGGCACAGACGCGUGGGUCGGCGGCGCCCGGGCGCCAGAGGAGCACCGCAGCCUCGAGGUGCUCGGCGCGUCCCUGCGCACGCCGGCGUUCGCAGCCAGGCAGACGCAAGAGCGGACAGACGAGGAACGCAGAUUUCUCCAAGAGCUCCCACACUUGUCCGACCUUCGGUGUGCCUGGGCACUCCUGCUGUACUGCGCUGUGCCACGGUGCAACCACGUGCUGCGCAAGAUGCCACCAUCCUUGUACGCGGAGGGGCGCGACUGCUCGCUCCAGGAAGCGCUGUGCGGCCUCCUCGACCUGGCCCCCACGCCGGCGGACGCAGAAAGACUCUUCCGCGCGAGCUCGCUGCCGCUCGGCCUCGGCAGUCUCGGGCGGAGGGUGUGCCGUGAGGCGGGGGGCCGCGUCUGCACCAACGUGUUCUUGCGCGACAUGAAACUGCCAGGCAUCGGGGCUUACGACGGGCGCCGAAUCGACGUUGUCGCAAAUGGCCUCCCGGCCUCCCGCAGCCGCCAGGUAGCCAUCGACGCCUGCACCGUGUCGCCGCUGAUGGCCGCGGGCAGGCCUGCCGCACGGAGGCGCUGCCCGGGGCUUGCGCGUCAGCGGGCCCGCCACGGCAAGCAGACCACCUUCCCUCAACUCGCGGGCUCCAGGCGCAGCUACCUCUUGGUGGCCGGAGCCGAAACGGGCGGAAGCUGGGACGAGGAAGCGUACAAGUUCCUCGUGGUCUUGGCGCCGGGCCCGGGCCAGGGGCGCGCCUGCUGCGCCCCGAGGGUCGCUGACAACGGAGUUUCUGCACAG